Chaetomium globosum CBS 148.51 is the source of this 369-nucleotide messenger RNA. RefSeq lists its product as uncharacterized. NCBI's taxonomy places the organism in Eukaryota, Fungi, Ascomycota, Sordariomycetes, Sordariales, Chaetomiaceae. Bases 1 to 369 code for a protein of 122 amino acids. The record is from RefSeq and is a predicted model, not a curated record. The transcript has a single exon.
AUGCACUUCUCUCUGUCUUCCUCCACUGCCCUCGCGGCUUCGGCUCUCUUGGCGACCGCCGUCAACGCUGCGCACAUCAAGGUCAAUUAUUAUUCGGACGGCGGAUGCUCCAACUACAUGAAAUCCAUCUACCCGAGCACCGACUGGACGUGCUACGACUACAGCUGGACGGGCCAGAACAGUGUCGGCAUCGCCGAGUGCACCUUCCCCAACGGCGUCUGCUACUGCGACUUUUAUACGCACGGCAGCUGCUCGGGAGCCUCCAUUGGCAAGAGUCUGUCCUACGGCGGGUCCGACCCCGGUUGGUGUGCUUCCAACUGGGGACAUGGGUUUGAGUCGAUGCGCUGCGGGGUUAUUCAUGAUCCUUGA